Messenger RNA from Dibothriocephalus latus, 651 nucleotides. The record is from the annotation of a GenBank genome assembly. NCBI's taxonomy places the organism in Eukaryota, Metazoa, Platyhelminthes, Cestoda, Diphyllobothriidea, Diphyllobothriidae.
AUGGGCCAGGCCUGUCUCACCCAUCUGUUUACCUAUUCACCGAAUCUCUUCGGCGUCCUGGGCAUGUCUUGGAUGGCCAGUCCGGCCUUGCAGCACCUCGGUGGAAUUUGCUCCCCUCCCAGUGUUGCGGAUUCUGAAAUACUAGCCGCCAACACCGGUUUCACGUCCUUCUCCGAUUCGGACGGCACACAGGUAUUAAGUAGUCUUGCCGAACUGGUAACCGCGCACGAGUUGGGCCACUCCCUCGGUGCUCCGCACGACCCCAACACCGCAGAAUGCAGUCCGUCGGCUGCGGAGGGUGGCAAGUUCCUAAUGUAUACCUACGCAGUCCCUGGCUACUCUCCCAACAACUAUCUUUUCUCGCCCUGUAGCCGUCGGGCGAUGAGCAAAGUUAUCCUCUCUAAGGCGCCACUGUGUUUCGAGGAGGAAGUUGGUAUUCCGUUGAACCAGUGUGGAAACUCUAGACUGGAUCCGGGUGAGGAGUGCGAUCCCGGUCGAUCCGUGACAUCCAACUGCUGUACGACCUCGUGCAAGCUGAGGGCCAGCGCCCAAUGUUCGCCCUUGAACCACAAAUGCUGCACCAACGGUAAAGAUCCAGUUUAUAAGCUGAUUCUUCUACUUUCUCCUGAUCCUCCCAAAAGGGAGGGUUAA